Messenger RNA from Trichoderma gamsii, 684 nucleotides. RefSeq lists its product as hypothetical. Bases 1 to 684 code for a protein of 227 amino acids. The transcript has 2 exons. NCBI's taxonomy places the organism in Eukaryota, Fungi, Ascomycota, Sordariomycetes, Hypocreales, Hypocreaceae. The record is from RefSeq and is a predicted model, not a curated record.
AUGGCCGAAGUCGGGGUGCCAAAAAAUACUCAGGCACAAACUCUCGAAGCUGCGACGAACCCGACUCUGAAUCGACUGUAUAAUAGCAAAACUUUCCGUAUUCGAGGGGUGCCGCUUGCUUGGGACUUGAAACAGCUGCAAGGUUUCUUGCAAACGUUCACCGGUGAUACAAAGCCACGAGUCUCGUCUCUGGCCUUGGAAGUCAACAAGCGCUCUCAGACUGCUACAGUAACCUUCAUGAAAGCUUCUCAACAGCUCCAGGAUAGGAAGAUUUGGCAUAUACUGGUUUCAUCUGAUCUGGAUCAGAUCGAAGAUGAUUCUAUUCAUCUUGAUGAUGGUUUCGCUGGGAUUACGACGCUCUAUAGGCCGCCACCUGAUGAACAUAUUAUCGAUAUUAUCGCAAUUUCCGGAAUCGGCGAUCACGCUUUUGGGUCGUUCAAAGAGAGAGGCGGUAACUACAUGUGGCUACGAGAUGCUCUGCCUAGGGAUAUUCCAACAGCUCGCAUAAUGAUCUACGGCUAUAAUUCUACCAUUGCGAAUAGUACAAGUAUGCAGAAUUUGGAAGACUUUGCAACAUCAUUCCGUGACUCGCUCCUACCGUUGAUUAGGAGUGACUCCAUCAGACCCAUCAUCUUCAUUGACCACAGCCUCGGAGGGCUGAUUGUCAAACAAGUAAGAAAGUGA